AUGUCGGUAGCAUCCACCAGCAGUCCCAACGAGGACUCGGACCCAGAAAAUACAAGCUCGUCCGAAGUUUGGCAGGAUGCACCUCAGACCAGCCCACAAGACGAAGAGCCAACACCGCGGGUGCGAUUUCGAUCAAAUGCGGGUUUUAUGCAGGGGGCUCGACAUAACCCGCCGGCACAAGCUCCCCGGGAAGAAUGGGAACAUUCUCACAGUCAAGGCCUGCCCCAUAGACCGACAAUGCCAUACUCCCAUGAAACCGAAGAUAUUACCGAUACGCCGCUGCAAGAUCGCGAGUCACAGCCGGGUGAGACAGAAGGUGUUGAAAGGAAAGACCAAAAGAAGCCACCGGAAGAUGAAAAGAAGGAAGAUGAGAAGGAGGAAGAAGAGAAGGAGCCCGAGACACCCGAGCAGCGAUCCACACGGGAGAAAUGGCGAGCCAUGACCAGGAACUUCAGACAGAAAGCAUCAGAGUUCGGUGACCGUCUGGGCCGCCCACAGGCUGAGGGAGACGACUUAUCAGCCGGGAAGUAUCACGCAGACUGGGCGACUGGCGGUGCAGUUGCUCUAUCUGAUAUGACAGAUGACAAGCACAAAAGUGUGGAAGCGAAGCAGCGGAACCAGAAAGGGACCAGCUCCGAGGCUCAUCGUCUGGUGCGAGAUUUGACCCAAGAUCAUUCCCAAAAACGCCGCAAGGGUCGUGGGAAGCCUUACCCUCACGCCGGGAACGAGUUUAAAGAAGAAGAGAAUGAGACAGGAGCAGAUGCGAGCUUGAGAUAUCGCUCUGGCGGAGGUGGGAUCCUGUCGCAGUUGAUCAAAUUGCAAGGUGGUCAGCAACAAGGUGCUGGAGGCCAGUCUCGAACCUCAACUGACUCAUCCCGCAGCACAGAAUCCGCCCCCACCGGGGCCCCAACCCCAACAGGGGCCCCAGCUGGAGCUCCAGCCCCCAAGAAGGGAAAGCCACUGAAGUGGUACAAAAAGCCCCAAAAUACGUCCACCUCGACCUUGAUUGGCGGGAGCGCUGAAAGUUUCAGUGGAGCGAGCACCCCUGUUUCGAGCGAGAUCCUGUCACAAGCCUCGAAGCGUCGCGACAAGGAGGGUGGUGGUGCUGCCGCUGUUGGCGGUGGUGGUGGUGGUGGUGGAGGUCGCAAUAUGCGGCUUGAGGAUGAAAUUCGAGUUACAGUGCACAUUGCAGAGAUUAUCUGCCGGCAGCGGUAUAUUAUGCAGCUCUGCAGAGCGUUGAUGUUAUUCGGUGCUCCCACACAUAGACUUGAAGAGUACAUGCAGAUGACCUCAAAAGUGUUGGAGGUUGACAGCCAAUUCCUGUACCUGCCAGGCUGCAUGGUCAUGUCGUUCGAUGACCCUUCUACUCGCACGACGGAGGUGAAGCUGGUUCGUGUAGCCCAGGGAAUUGAUUUGGCUCGCCUAUCGGACACACAUCUCAUCUACAAGAAUGUAAUCCAUGAUGUGAUCGGCAUUGAAGAAGCAAUCCAGGAGCUCGAUUCAGUCAUCAAGAAAAAACCUCAGUAUCACAAGGUCAUCGUUGUCUUGGUGUAUGGGCUGGCCACUGCAACUGUGGGGCCUUUCGCCUUUAGUGCCAGGCCGAUUGACAUGCCAAUCAUUUUUCUCAAUGGUAUUCUUGUCGGUUUAAUGCAACAUGUCGCCGCGCCUCGCUCAGUGUUGUAUUCGAAUGUCUUUGAAGUGACAUCGACAGUGGUGACGUCCUUCCUCGCCCGAGCCUUCGGCAGCAUCGCCAUUGGAGUUGUGGAUGGCAAACCACAGUACCUCUUUUGCUUUUCUGCCAUCGCGCAAUCAUCGAUUGCAUUGAUAUUGCCAGGUUUCCUUGUUCUUUGUAGCAGCUUGGAACUUCAGUCCCAUCAGAUCAUCGCUGGCUCGAUUCGGAUGGUCUACGCUCUCCUCUUUUCGUUGUUCAUUGGAUAUGGAAUUACCGUUGGCACAACCAUCUAUGGGCUGAUAGACAACAAUGCGGUAUCCGACACUCAAUGCCCAGAAAAGGGGGCCUUUAAGAAUCCGUAUGUUCAACGGUUCCCAUUCGUCGCAAUCCAGACAGUCUGGCUUUUGAUCAUCAACCAAGGAAAAUGGAAACAGCUCCCACCCAUGAGCAUCAUCGCACUGGCGGGCUAUAUUAGCAACUACUUCAGCACGAAGAAACUGGGAUCGAACUCUCAGGUUGCGAACACAGUCGGCGCGUUUGUCGUCGGUAUCAUGGGAAACAUAUACAGCCGGUUCUGGCAUGGCCACGCUGCGACCGCUAUUCUGCCAGCCAUUUUCGUUCUAGUUCCAUCGGGACUUGCUGCGACAGGUUCUUUGAUCUCGGGUGUACAGUCUGCGGAUGAAAUUCGUAACAAUGUCGGGUCUCAUGGUGGUGGCGCCGGUUCAGGGCCCGGGGCUGGCUUAUCGUCUGGUAAUUCAGUAUUUAGUCUAGGGUUUGGUAUGAUCCAGGUAGCUAUUGGUAUCACGAUUGGUUUGUUCAUUUCCGCGCUGGUGGUUUAUCCAUACGGUAAGGCCCGCAGCGGACUGUUUAGUUUCUAG
Penicillium concentricum is the source of this 2550-nucleotide messenger RNA. Its product is annotated as threonine/serine exporter family protein. The transcript has a single exon. Gene Ontology annotation, biological process: transmembrane transport. Gene Ontology annotation, molecular function: transmembrane transporter activity. The record is from RefSeq and is a predicted model, not a curated record. Bases 1 to 2550 code for a protein of 849 amino acids. NCBI's taxonomy places the organism in Eukaryota, Fungi, Ascomycota, Eurotiomycetes, Eurotiales, Aspergillaceae.